AUGAGGCACAAAGUAGUAUUUCAAGAUGACGGUGGUCAUCUUCUUUUGGAGUAUUACUUUUUACAGCCCACAUUUUGUCAGGCUCAAUACCAAAUAUGUGUCUCUUUGUUUGGCUAUACUCUGUCUGAUAUAUCAAGAAUGUAUCUCUAUUCAAAGACUACUGGUAUUGUCUUUAUAGUUCUGAAGAACAUGUUUAUAUCAAUUUUAUGUCAAGUCUUCUCUGUCUUCAUUCCCACUAUUAAAGUAUGUAUUCCAUGUCUACUCCCAGAAGGCUUUAAAUUAUAUAUAGCGAGCAAGAAUUUGCGGACUGACAAUCGUUCUACAUUGGGUUUUCGUGUACCCGUUGUUAUGAUGAUAUGCAUCAGCACCAUAGAUGAUAUCGUACCAUUGCUCAAAAUGAUAUAUCACAAAAAUUGUGAUGAUAUCGGCUCAAUCAUCUACAUUUUUGGUACAUUUGAUCCAGAUGAAUUUACCCUAUUUUUCCAGUGUACUAUAUUUGGUUAUUAG
This is a messenger RNA of Phycomyces blakesleeanus NRRL 1555(-), 507 nucleotides long. RefSeq lists its product as hypothetical. NCBI's taxonomy places the organism in Eukaryota, Fungi, Mucoromycota, Mucoromycetes, Mucorales, Phycomycetaceae. The transcript is spliced from 5 exons. Bases 1 to 507 code for a protein of 168 amino acids. The record is from RefSeq and is a predicted model, not a curated record.